Arabidopsis lyrata subsp. lyrata is the source of this 837-nucleotide messenger RNA. Its product is annotated as putative CCR4-associated factor 1 homolog 8. The record is from RefSeq and is a predicted model, not a curated record. Gene Ontology annotation, cellular component: CCR4-NOT core complex; P-body; CCR4-NOT complex. The transcript has 2 exons. Gene Ontology annotation, molecular function: nucleic acid binding; poly(A)-specific ribonuclease activity. Lineage: Eukaryota; Viridiplantae; Streptophyta; Magnoliopsida; Brassicales; Brassicaceae. The coding region runs from base 1 to 837 and encodes 278 amino acids.
AUGGCUCUAGCCAUUGAUCUCGGUAUGCUCGGAAUAUGGGCUUCCAACUCAAAACCAAUUGGCAAUGAGUGGAGAGACCCAUAUAUCUUAUAUACUAGUCAAGAUCCCUUAUCCUUUCCAGUGUGGGAUAAUAUUAUCCCUAAUAGAAUUGGAGGUACUUGGGAAAUCAAUUUCUCAGAUUUCGGAGUUGAUGAUGCUAGAAACGAGAAAUCUAUCGAGUUCCUUAGACGCAACGGUCUAGAUCUGAGGAAGAUUAGAGAAGAAGGAAUCGGAAUCAAGGGUUUUUUCUCGGAGCUGUUUUGGAUUCUGAAGAAGGCGAGGAAUAUCACCUGGGUCACAUUUCAUGGAUAUUACGAUAUCGCUUAUUUACUCAAGUGUUUCACCGGAGAAGCUUUACCGUAUACUCCUAAGAGGUUUUCGAAAGCGGUGGCCAGAAUUCUCGGUUCUGUUUAUGAUCUGAAUGUCAUGGCUGGUCAACACCAAGGACUAAGUAGCAGACUUGGUUUGGAGAGUCUAGCUCAUGAGUUAGAACUUAACCGUGUUGGUACUGCACACCAUGCCGGUUCGGAUAGAGAAUUAACGGCUCAAAUUUUCGCUAAGAUGGCUAAGAUCUUCAACAAUGUGCAAGAAUCUGAAGGCCAUGUUUAUGGACUUGGGUAUAGAGUUAUAUCAGAUCAUUUAAAGAAAAAGCAGCAUAUGAACCAUGUGACGAGGACAAGUUUCUAUGGACCACCACCGCCACCUCCACCACCGUUUCCGCUGCUAAGACCAAUGUUUGUACCUGGUUUUCCGCCUUUUGGUGGCUUCGUCUUGAUGCCGAGAGUAUCUCUGUCUUAA